Molecule: messenger RNA, 6201 nt
Organism: Crotalus tigris (Tiger rattlesnake)
Lineage: Eukaryota; Metazoa; Chordata; Lepidosauria; Squamata; Viperidae
Gene: ABCB10
Product: ATP binding cassette subfamily B member 10
Exons: 13
Coding region: 1999-4068 (689 amino acids)
Biological process (GO): transmembrane transport
Cellular component (GO): membrane
Molecular function (GO): ATP hydrolysis activity; ATP binding; ABC-type oligopeptide transporter activity
Source: RefSeq, a predicted model, not a curated record
CAAAACUCACUUAACAAAUGUCUCACUUAGAAACAAUUGGGCUCAAUUGUGGGUUUAAGUCAAAAACUACCUGUAACAUGCUUACUAGUGCUGGAGUAUAUUCAGACUCUGAUCCUGUUUACCUGUCUAGUCAUAACUUGUUUUUUAAACUCAAAACAACUAUGCUUAAAAACCACCAUUAAACAAACAAAGAUUUGUAAAGGCAUUUGUAAAGGCAUUUAUUUGUAAAGGCAUUUAUUAUCUGCUUGCAAAUAAUUCUGGGUUCCGGAAUUUCUCACUCCAACAAAGGCAGCACCAGUGUUUCUGCUGUUCUCUACCAUAAUAUAUAUUUAUUUUUCAACCGCCAACUUUAAAGACAAAAGUUUCCCAAGUAGCUUAUACCUCCUUAACAUCACAAUAUAAAUAUUUUUUGGGAAAGUAGAAAGAAAAUCAUUUGUUUGUAGUCUAUAUAAAUAUAAGCAUGCAUUUAUACGGAAUAUAAGCAAGAGAUAGCCACAAGAAGCCAGGUAAAAUGCAACAAUACAUUUAAAGUUUAAUAGAUAAAAUAUACAUAUAAAGACAUUUAGAGAAUAAGAAAGGGUUUCCUGGUACUGUGGUCUGCAUUUCUCACUGGGAAAGACAUUCAGCCUCCAAUAAGCAGUCUCUCCAUUAUCUUUGUAAAUGAAUGAUACAUUUCCUAUCCUAACAUUUACACUUUUUUUACAUUUAUACAGUAACUUGCAAAUCCUCUAAAUACCAUUGUAAGCUUUAUUUCAGAAAUGUUCUUUGGCGUAAUUGCUACAUCUUGCAGGACCACAGGCAAAAAAACCCAGCUCAGUUAUGGAUACUUGUAAGCCUGGCAUAUCUAAAUUGUAGAACUAUUAAUAACAUUACUUCAAAGGCUGUUGAGAUAGUUGAAUUCUUUAUAAUUGGUUUGUACCAGCUAAUUCUUAGACUGGCUUCAAAUACUCAGAACUGAAGAGUCUGUAAAUAUUUGAGCACAUUUUAUUACUAAUGCAAUUACUACAAUAUGUAAGGGAAUGUGGUUUUUGAGAUACAAAAUUUGUUCUACAAACUUCCUUAAGAGUUUUACAUACAAACCUUCCUUUCUUUCUAACGUUUUCCUGCAAGUGCAGGUUCAGAUUCCCCCCCCCCCCCAUUAACCGGGUGUUGAUCCAUUGGUUACGAUAGGAACUGACCGACAGGCUUGUUGCUGGAACCUGACAUCACGUGGCCUGGAUAAGUGGUCCAAAAGUCCAAACAUUUCCGAUUGAAAGCCCUGCCGUUGAUAAUUUCUAUUUCAUUCACAAGUAAAAAAAAAAAAAAGGAAUCUGCUUCAUUUGGACGCCCCAUCUCUUGUGUGGGUGACACUGUUAUAGGAACACUUUUGGGGAAGCGUCAAAAGAAUGGCCGGAAGAUGGACUGCCAUUCUCUUACUCGUUGGAAGGUGGCGCUGUUAACAAUUCAAUUUAGCACUUUGCAGGCUAGGAAGAAAGACUUUCAAAUACGAAAGCGAUAUUUCAUUUUAUUCUUAUUGAAGAGGUUGAGGUCAAAAGCUAAGCAGGAUCUUGAGAGGGAUAGGCACGCGGCUUAGCCCGUGAAAUCAAACUUCCAAAAAGAAAGCGAACACCAGUUCUAUGCUUGUGCCAAGCCAGUUGAGCGGAGAGGCCUCAAGAAUCCGAGUUGGCUUCGAUUCUUACUAUGGAAUAAAGCCAAUUAAAUAAGGUCGGUCAGCUUGCAGUCAACACGCCGCGCCAACUCGGCCACUGUGAUGUAGAAACCGCGGUUUACGGCUUGCUGUCCUGGCUGAACGCUCGGCGAAACCCGGAACAGUAGAGGGCGCCGCCGGCUUCCGAGCCCUGCCCGGGGUCGCUGGCGGUCGACUGGAAAAGGAGAAGGGAGCCUAAUCAGCCGGCAGCAGCGAGGGCUGGGCCGCGCUUCAUGGGACCGCGCCGACCCAGCCCGUGAGGUGCCGCCCUCUGCCUGCUUGGCCAGAGAGAAGGAAUCGCCGCGGGCUUAAUGGCGGGCUUGGCUCUCCGCCUUCCCUUGGUGGUGCGGCUGUGGCGAAGGCAGAGCCUGCGGAGCUGCUCCUGGCCUCGGCUUCUCUUUCACCCAGCGGCCCCCGGCGGCGCAGCAUGGACCGCGGAGAAGCGCGGGGUCGCUGCUUUGCACCCCGGCACUCUUCGCCACGUGCCGCUCCUUGCCCGCUCCGCCUCCUCCUGGGCAGCCGCGGCCGACUCCUCGCGGAAGGAGCCGGGCGACCCUCAAGGAACCGAGCGGCCCCCGGCGGCAGGGCCCGACGAGCGCGAAGUCUCGGACGCUAAGAGGCUUUUGGCGCUGGCGUAUCCGGAGCGCUGGAAACUGUCAGCUGCUAUUGGAUUUUUGGCUGUUUCCAGUGUCAUCACUAUGUCUGCCCCUUUUUUCUUGGGGAAAGUUAUUGAUGUCGUUUACACAAAUCCAACCGGUGAACUUGCAGAGAACCUAUCUACACUCUGUGCCUUAUUAACUGGAAUAUUUAUGCUUGGUGCCGCUGCCAAUGGAAUACGUGUCUACCUCAUGCAGAUUUCAGGGCAAAGAAUUGUGAACCGUCUAAGAGCGACAAUAUUUUCUUCUCUUUUGAAACAAGAAGUAGCUUUUUUUGACAAAACCAGCACUGGAGAGCUGAUUAAUCGCUUGUCUUCAGACACAGCUCUCUUGGGCCGUUCAGUCACUGAAAACCUUUCGGAUGGGUUAAGAGCUGCAGGACAGGCCUCAGCUGCUAUCGGGAUGAUGUUUUUUGUGUCUCCCAAACUUGCUACAUUCGUCCUGACUGUAGUACCAUCUCUGGCUGUCAUAGCUGUGAUUUAUGGAACAUAUUUACGAAAACUGGCUAGAAUGACACAGGAUUCUCUUGCAGCAGCCACACAGUUAGCAGAAGAACGGAUUGGAAAUUUAAGAACAGUUCGAGCUUUUGGGCAUGAGUUAACUGAAAUGGAAAAAUAUGAGAACAAGAUUCAGUAUGUGCUACAAUUGGCCAAAAAGGAAGCAAUAGCUCGAGCAGGAUUCUUUGGAGCAACGGGGUUAUCAGGCAAUUUGAUUGUGCUUUUUGUUCUCUACAAAGGAGGAUUACUGAUGGGUGGUGCCCAUUUGACUGUUGGUGAACUGUCUUCUUUCUUAAUGUACGCUUUCUGGGUUGGCAUAAGCAUUAGAGGAUUAAGCUCUUUUUAUACUGACUUAAUGAAAGGUUUGGGAGCAGGAGGGCGUCUGUGGGAACUUAUUGAUCGAAAGCCACAACUACCUUUUAAUGAGGGAACAGUAUUAAGCCAGGAUGCUUUCAGAGGUGCUCUUGAGUUUAAAAAUGUCAAGUUUGCAUAUCCAACACGUCCAGAAACAUUGAUUUUUCAAGACUUUUCUCUCAGCAUGCCUGCAGGCUCUGUCAUGGCCCUAGUAGGCCCCAGUGGAUCUGGCAAAUCGACAGUUGUAUCUCUUCUUCUGAGGCUUUAUGAUCCCCUCUCAGGAAAUAUUACUGUUGAUGGGGUUGAUAUCUGUCAGCUAAACCCACUAUGGUUCAGGACUAAUAUCGGAACAGUAAGUCAGGAACCCACUCUGUUCUCAUGCUCUAUUGCUGAAAACAUAGCCUAUGGUGCAGAGGAUCCAUCCACAGUAACUCCUGCAGAAAUUGAGAGAGUUGCCAAAAUUGCAAAUGCUUCUAAUUUUAUCCAAAAAUUUCCACAAGGAUUCCAUACCUUAGUUGGAGAAAAAGGUAUUCUUCUUUCUGGUGGGCAGAAGCAGCGAAUUGCAAUUGCUCGAGCUCUUCUGAAGAAUCCCAAAAUUCUUCUUCUUGAUGAAGCAACAAGUGCUUUGGAUGCUGAAAAUGAGUAUCUUGUCCAAGAAGCGUUGGAUCGACUGAUGGAAGGCAGAACUGUUCUUAUUAUUGCACAUCGACUCUCCACCAUUCAGAAUGCUAAUUCUGUUGCAGUUCUGGACCAAGGCAGAAUAGUUGAGUGUGGAAAGCAUGAAACACUGCUUGCAAACCCAAAUGGACUUUUCAGCAAAUUAAUGAAAAAACAGUCUUUUAUCCAAAAUAUUGAACAUUUUGCAUCUAAUUGAAAAAUAUCCUUUUUAAAAAAAGGAAUGAAAAGGUGUAACUAGGGAAGAAAAAUGUAAUAUUUCCAAGAAUUUAAAUUAUGUUUCAAUAAAUGUGUUGUAUAUAUUUUUCAAUGUACUUCAGAUAUUUGCAAAAAUUUAUUAUCUUAAGCUUUUUAUUCAAAGCAUUUAAGUAAUUAUAUUGUGGUGCAAUCCAAGAGUGAAUUGUUUUUAAGAUUCUAUAGUUGCUAUGUGAUUAAUGCAGGGAUAGAUAUACUUUCCAGACCCAGGUGCCAUUGUAUAACCUGGUUACUUCCUUCCCAAAUCAAAGAAAUUUAAGAAGUUUGACAAGUUUUUGUAAAGGAUCUACAUGGGAGUACAGUUAAGUACCAUACUGCUAAUCCCUAGAUUAAUGGAUAUAUCACGAGUGCUUGCAGAAUUUAAUUUUAUGAUUUGGCAGCCUACUUUGAAUUUUCAGCUAGUUUAUUUUCACCCCAAAUAUCUUUUCAUACUUUUCUUCCUAUUAAAUUAUUAUGAUUUUAAUAAUUUUAUAAUUACUAUGAAGAUAAACUGGAUUCACAAAAACAAAAACCCUCAUGUUUUGGUCAACAUUAAGACAAAGAAGAAUAUUAUUAGUCAAGUAAAUUCUACCACAUACCUGCUGUUAAAAUAUUUGAUUUCUUUAGGUUCCUGACUGUGUAUCAAGAAAUAACUUAUCCAGCAUAUUAUGUUUUGCUGAUGGUAUCUUGAUGUAUGUUUGUCUUUUGUCUUUCAAACCACUCUAUUCCAUUUUCCCUUUCCCUUUUUAAAAUGAUCAGUAUUUUGUAGCCAGAAAACAUAAGACCUGUUCUCUUUGAGGAUUCUCCCCUUUAAGGGAAAACAGCAAUAAUACUUUAAAAAUUAAUUUUAAUUACUGGCAAAUUACUGGUCAGUCUGUUGCUAUCUAGCCAAUCUACUGAUAUACAGUAUAUAAAUAGUUAGUUUACUCAUACAGAAACCCAUACUGCUUUGUACCAUAUGCACAGAUGGAGGGAAAGGAUCAUCAAUAUUAUAUUUUCAAUAGUAUUCAGCUAAACAUGGGUAAGAAAGUGGGAAGUGAUAGUAUUACUUAAUGUGCCACCAGUAACACACAAUGCGUUGAACUUAGAAUUCACUGAAUGAUCUAAUGUAUAAAAUGGAAGUACUGUAGAUAAACCAAAGAUAUGAUAAAUGUUCAAAGAAUAUUAACUGCAAGAAACGUAUUCCCAUAAUUUCACUUUAUAUUUGGUUGAUAUGAUGGUAUACAGUACUGUCUUAUGUAAUGACUUCUCUCUAAAUUGACUUAUCAAAGGUUGAUUCCAAAAUGCCAUAGUUACAUUUUCUAAGUAAGUUGAAGUCACGAAUCAUACUGAGAGAAGGGGAAAAAAUGAUGUAGCUCUAAAUGCACAUAUACUAUGGGUUGAAGUCAGAUUAGAUUAGAAAUUAGAACACUUAUCUAUUGGAUGCCCAAAAGCUGUCCCCAAGCUUUUCCAAAAAAUUUUGUGCAAGCAAACAACCAAGCUCAGACAGCACCAAGGACCGCAUAAAUAUAAUACUAUUGAUUAGAACAAAAUGGAAAUUUCACGGAACUUUCUUUCCAUGACAUUUCCAUUGUUGGAAUGUUGUUAAUAAAUGAAACUUUUCACAAUUUUCACAAAUUAUGAUGCUGAUUAUAAUGAUAAAUUAUUUUGAAGAAAUUCAGUUAUUUUCACAUUAAUUUCAAAUACUGUAGAAAAACUCCUGGAUUUUUUCUUCACUAACAGACUUCAUUAUCAUUGGUCCCUCCAAUUUAGUGACACAUAAAGUUGAAAUUGUAAUGAUUUAUGUUCCAUUCAAUUGGCCAUGAGGGCUAUAAUUGGCAUCAUGCUUAUGGCUCUGUAGUUUUUUUAAAUCUCAGUUGUCUUAAUGUUAUUUAACUGAUCAGAACAAAAAUAGUUUUUUAGUCCUACAAAGAAGUAGUUAUUUAUCAUUCUUAAUUCCUGGUUCCCAGGGGAUACACAGUGGGAUAAUGGAAAUAUUUAGUAAUGCAGUCUAAAAGCAAGCUUAUCUAAUUUUGAUAUAAAGAACAUUUUUGUACUCUUUGUUCCCUAGUUCUUGUCAGUAAUAUUUUGUAUAACAAUAAAAUGUAUUAAUAAACUA